AAUUGGGCUUCUUUUUCAUAUAGAAAUAGAAGGCUGCUGCAAGAAUAUGUUUAACAUGGUGAGCAUCACUGAUGCAGACAUGCUUGUCAGCUGGUGAGAGAAUGAAUGUUGACCACUGCAAUGGACGUCCAUACAUGUCAGGCAGUGAAGGAGAGCCACUAAGGGAGCAUGGUGAUUCGCAUGGACAUUUGAGAGUUCCAACAGCUAGCACUCCAGACAGACAGCAGUCCUCUCCAAACCAACCGCUCAGUGUCAACUCCAUAAAGGUAGAACUCCACAGUGACGAUGAGCUUGGUGGUGCUCCACAACCAGAAAGAAGAAAGGGAGAGAAGGAUGAUGGAUGGAGGGAUAACAUGAUAGAAAAGGGAAGUGGAGGACAGCAGGGGUUUCUGGGAAGACCGGGAAGUUGUUAUGGGGAGCGGGCUGGUCCUCAGACAGAGUCCCCUGGUCCUAUCCGACUGCCCAAUGGGAAGCUUAAAUGUGAAGUGUGUGGAAUGAUCUGCAUCGGACCCAAUGUACUGAUGGUGCACAAGCGCAGUCACACAGGUGAACGUCCGUUCCAGUGCACAGAGUGCGGAGCCUCCUUUACCCAGAAAGGCAACUUGCUGCGCCACAUGAAGCUCCAUUCUGGAGAGAAGCCCUUUAAAUGUGUCUUCUGUGACUACGCCUGCCGCCGCCGGGACGCGCUCACUGGGCACAUCCGCACACACACCGUACCCUCUCCGACUAUGGGUAAACCUUUCAAAUGCAGCUACUGUGGUCGUAGCUACAAGCAGCAGAGCUCCCUGGAAAAGCACCUUGAACAUUGCCAAAGCUACCUACAGAAUCUACAAGACCAUCAGGCAGCAUUCAACACUGACCAGACGGCACAAGUUGAGGAUUCCCCAGUCAUGGAGCCAGACCUUGUCGUCCAGCCAUCCACUGACAAACUGUGCUUCAUAGACAGACUGGCCAACAGCAUCACCAAACGCAAAAGUUCCACACCACAGAAGUUUGUAGGAGACAAACACACAAGCCUCUACGAGCCUGACAGGCCUCAGAAACUGUCCCCUUGUCCUGAAAACAAUCAGGAAGGAGACCUGCACUCUUUGCCCAGCUCUCAUCUGGAGGUAGGGUCUGGUGCAUCAGGGUCAGUGGGGGCGGGUUUGGAGGGCAGGUACCUGCGCAGGUGUGGAGCAGGUGGGGACUUUGGCUCUGAGCCCCCUCAGCUGGCCCCGCCCCAUCCUGUCGGCCUUGCCCAGUCAGACGCCAGCCCAGGAAGCAGCUCCCUUUACUGUCACCUGCUCCCUCUGGGUGCCCCGCUCAAUGGCAGAGCGGUUGUGUCUGUGGGGCUCGCUGGACAGAUAUCCGGCGAAGGAAACGUGGACGUCCCAUCGGGCCUCAGUCCCACUGACCCCAGUGGCCCUUGCAACGGCUGCCAUGACUCCAAAGACAAGUCCGAUACGGAGAGCACCGCCGAGGAGAAGCGGAGCACCGGGUUCAUGCCUCCAACCAGCACCUCCAACAACCAGCACCACCCCCACCUACAGUACCUAGCCCCAGCCCUGCUCCGUAGCCACCCGUACUUCUGUCCCAACCCCAGCCGCUCAAAAGACCCAGAAGACCCCGGCAUGGAGAGGACUUGCCCCAUGCCUAUCGUCACCACCAGACCCGCCGCUGCGAAGGGGUCGAGGAGCCCCACUUCAGGUUUACCGCCCGUCUCCAGGAAGGCGUUCGUACAGGUGCAGGUGGUGGACGGCCGGGGGCGGGCUGUGCGGUCGUUCCGCUGUGAGCACUGUCGCAUGUUCUUCCUGGACCACGUCAUGUUCACCAUCCAUAUGGGCUGCCACGGCUUCCGGCAGCCCUUCCAGUGCAACGUCUGUGGCCACCGCAGCCUGGACCGCUAUCAGUUCAGCUCGCACAUCGUCCGCGGGGAGCACCAGGUGGGCUGAGCGGUGAAGUGGAGAGCUGGUCCCAACCACUCCUUUAAGCCCGUCUGCCGGGGGUCUGCUGGGGGUCUGCCGGGGGUCUGCCGGGGGUCUGCCGGGGGUCUACCAGGGCCAAACAGUUACCAUCGGUGUCGUGGUUCCACAUCGGCGCGUCUGAGGGUGAGAGUCAUGGCAGAGGGAGUGAACUGGGACAGGGCUUGGGAGUGAAUUGGGACAGGCCUUCGGAGUAAAUUGGGAUAGGCCUUCGGAGUGAAUUGGGAUAGGCCUUGGGAGUGAUUUGGGACAGGCCUAGGGAGAGAAUUGGGACAGGGUUAGGGAAUGAUUUGGGACAGGCCUAGGGAGAGAAUUGGGACAGGCCUAGGGAAUGAUUUGGGACAGGCCUAGGGAAUGAUUUGGGUGAUAAAUCUGGGUGGUGUGAGAGGUGGGGGUGUCUGCUGGUUUUAAAUAUGGGCUCAGGUUUGUUCUGUACCACAUUACACAGACACCCAUUACCUUAACUGUCAAUCUUUUUAUAGGGAUAUAUCAGGGAUGUUUAGCACUUGUUUAAAGAGGGGGCAUUUAUAUGGUUGUGAUGUACUGACUUAACUUUUACAUAGCAGGAACCAAGCUCAAGUUUAUAGAGGGCAUAUACGUAGGACACACGAGGCAAACCAUACAAGACAACGAGGAUAUGCAAAGAUUGUUUACAACCUUUUAAUUUAACGACUUCAAAGAGGAUCAUAACCAGUGAAUUUCCCGCUUUAGGUCCAAGCAGAAUGUGACACACGUCAGGGACACAAAGUAGACACAAGUACAGGCUUGAAACGGUAGUGCAGACCUGGCUGCUGACCCGUAAUAGACAGGACUACACGGAGGUCUUCAGGUGGACAAGGCCACAACCUCUCGCAGAGCAUUGCACUGGGCUCUGCUUGCCGACGUGAAGCUAGGUAUCCCUUUUUAUCGGAGAUAUGACCGAUUGCACUAAUUUAUUAAAAUGAAAUGCUUUCAAAAAUGACAACUUUGUAUAAAAAAAAUAUUCUAACCUGACUUAAGAGGUUCUGUGGUUAGAGCUGCCAGCUACAGAACAGGGUAAUGUGUUUGUCUGGCAAUCUCCACUUAAAAUCGGUGCCCGUUGACAAUUGUACGGUUUCCGACGGAAAGGAAGCCCAGCGCUGAUGUUUUUUUCCAUGUUGGUCUUCACUACUGAGUUCAAAUCUGAUUGGCAAAAGACCAAUUAGAGGAAUAAAGCACAACUGAUGCGUUUGUCUAAAUGUAGCUAUAAUCUCCAUCUCAACUGAGGUGAAUCAAAUGUCGAAAAUGAAGGAUUACUUGAUUCUAGUUGCACAAACCAGAGAUUUGUCAGUGGGAGAAGCACCCAAAAAGUGUCCAUGAAAAACAUGUUAGACAUUUAUCACAUUUGUAUUUACCUAUGUAGUGUCUAAUAAAGCCUUGGUAUCUGUGGUUUGCUAUACUCCAAAAAUGUCUCGCCAGAGUUAGCAACCCUGAAGUCCAGAAACUGUUACCUCCUGCAAAGCAACAGAAAACCUCUUGCCUAAAUGUAUUUGAGCUCGAUGUUGCAGUAUCAUUGUUUGAAACCCAAUUCAGUGUUGUGUCAUUUUGUGUCUGUUUGCAUUCUUGUGCACAAAUGGCAAACAAACGUUUAUUUCUUUAUAGAAAAAGAAAUGAAUGCACUUGAUAGUUCAAUGACAUGAGAAAAUGUGCUCACCAGUUAGUCAUUUUUAAUUAUCUUUGUAUCUUUGACACUGUACCAGCUUCAAACUAAGCAGCCAACUUGGAGAAGUUACUGUUAGGCUUUCGUUUAACUUUGAUGUUUUGAAAAA
Esox lucius (northern pike) is the source of this 3748-nucleotide messenger RNA. It is a transcript of the gene ikzf4, whose product is annotated as IKAROS family zinc finger 4. NCBI's taxonomy places the organism in Eukaryota, Metazoa, Chordata, Actinopteri, Esociformes, Esocidae. Bases 72 to 1931 code for a protein of 619 amino acids. Gene Ontology annotation, biological process: regulation of transcription by RNA polymerase II. Gene Ontology annotation, molecular function: DNA-binding transcription factor activity; RNA polymerase II cis-regulatory region sequence-specific DNA binding. The record is from RefSeq and is a predicted model, not a curated record. The transcript has 8 exons.